ACCAAGAGAUGCUACUGCAUCCUGCCCAAGAGAAGACCCUGUGUGUACCACCACCAAUUCCCUAUGUGGAACUUGCCGCUGGGGAAAGACUGAGGGGCGCUGAGGGGCGCCCCAGCGAUGGAGACCGCCCGCGACUACGCCGGAGCCCUCAUCAGGCCCCUGACGUUUAUGGGAUCACAGACCAAGAAAGUCCUCCUAACGCCCCUUAUGCACUCGGCUAGCCCUUUCCGAGUCUCCAACCAUGACAGAAGCAGCCGGUGAGGGGUGAUGGCCAACAGUCUGAAGGAGCGUCUCAGCAAGACCCUGGAUGCCUUAGCCAUCACCAGUGGACUGGUCACUUUGGUGCCGGAGGAAGACGGAACUGUGGUGGAUACGGAAGAGUUCUUCCAGAGCUCAGGAGACAACACACAUUUCAUGGUCUUGGAGAAAGGGCAGAGGUGGACACCGGGUGGUAACCACGUCCCAGCCUGGCAGCAGCCAAAGAAAUCAGGCAUAGCAAGAGUCACCUUCGACUUGUACAAGCUGAAUCCCAAGGAUGUCAUUGGCUGCCUCAACGUGAAGGCCACCAUGUAUGAGAUGUAUUCCGUGUCCUACCACAUCCGGUGUAUGGGAGUCAAGGCCCUGCUGAGGUAACAGACGUCAGGGCCAACGGGGUUCUAGAAACUGCGUGCUUCGAACUGCCGAGCCCCAGGAGGCCCCGACCUGCCUGGUACCUGCUAGCACCCACUAAUUCACGCUGCCAUACAGUCCUUUUAUUCUUAUACUUAUAUUAAAUCAGAAAACAGAGUUGUGAGCCAAGAUGUAUAUAUAUUUUUUUU
This is a messenger RNA of Suricata suricatta (meerkat), 818 nucleotides long. RefSeq names its product cell death activator CIDE-A-like. Gene Ontology annotation, cellular component: lipid droplet. The record is from RefSeq and is a predicted model, not a curated record. Lineage: Eukaryota; Metazoa; Chordata; Mammalia; Carnivora; Herpestidae. Gene Ontology annotation, biological process: lipid storage; regulation of apoptotic process; apoptotic process. The transcript has a single exon.